Messenger RNA from Rosa chinensis, 855 nucleotides. RefSeq lists its product as uncharacterized. The record is from RefSeq and is a predicted model, not a curated record. Lineage: Eukaryota; Viridiplantae; Streptophyta; Magnoliopsida; Rosales; Rosaceae. Bases 1 to 855 code for a protein of 284 amino acids. The transcript has a single exon.
AUGUUCCAGGAGACCUUGUUAAGGGAGGCUUUGAGUUGGUUCUACGAAUUGCCGGCCGGUUCUGUAAGGAACUUCAAGGAACUAGCUGACAAGUUUGUAGCUCGAUUCAUCUUAUGUACCGAUGGGAUACACACCCCAAAGGGCCUACUAAAGGUCCAGCAGGGGGAGAAUGAAACUUUGAAGUCUUUUGUUAAUCGAUGGCAGGCGGCUACCGCUAAGUGCCGAGACCUUAAUAAGGAACUGGCGGAGCUGGCUUUUAGGAGGGGCUUAAGGCGUGGAGAAUUUCUUUAUGGGAUUAAUCAUAACCCUCCGGCUAACUACGACGAGCUGAUGGCUAUGGCCAUCAGACAUGCCCAAGCUGAAUUCGAAACGUAUGGGGACACCCCCAGACUAGAGCUAAGGGUUUCCACCCCAGCCCCAGUGGUCAGGGAUGAGCCACGAAAGAGGGAGUGGGUCCAUAGUCAGGACCGGUCACCCCAUACCUCGAGACAGAGAAAAGAGUCCUCGUCCAGGUCCAACAGUUACGGGACCACUCAGCCUCACCGGGAGAAAAGGGCACAAUACGCCCCGCGAACACCACCACCACCCCGGUAUGAGGUGUUCAUUAUCCUCAACGCUUCAUACGAGACUAUUUGGAACGAGAACAAGGAUGAGAUACUUGGACCACCAUCGAGGAAGUUCCCGAAGAUUAAACUUACCCAGCAGGAUACCGGAAGGUUCUGUACAUAUCACGAGGAUGCUGGGCACAAUACCAAUCUCUGCAUGGCUUUAAAAAAUACUAUCGAAUCGCUUAUCCAGAGGGGCAAGCUUCAGCGGUACCUGCCUACAAAAGAGAUAGGAGCUAUAGACGUGUAG